GGUGCUAGUUGGAAGUGGUUUUUCUUUUCGCGUUUGUUCGCAAUUAAAAGUGAAAUUACGAUUCUGCCACGUUUGGCCGUGGCGGUUGUAAUUGGAGUACUUCGCUCUUCCAGCAUUCGGCCAAAGUUUGUAAAUUCAAAGUUAAUAAUUGUGCAAUCGGUGGUGUGUGUGUAUCUUGUUUAACGAUGCCUACAAGCAUAUGAGAAAAAAGUGUUUGCUGUAAAUUUGCAAAAAUGCAAACCGACGAGGAGGAUGCUUUUGGCAGUAGUUCAGAUACACCCGUCAAACAAAUGCGGCCACUGCAAACGGACGAAUCGUAUGAGUUAUAUGCUACCAAGACAACAGCAUCGCUGGAAAGUCCACCAGCAACACCACCGGUCGGAAACGACAACGACACAAUCAGUAUAAAUGCCAAAAAGCACCAUGACGAAGACCAGCACCAGCACCAGAGCAAUAGCGACAAUGACGAUCACACUUCAGCAUACUCACAAUCCGAUGCCGAUGAAGAUUCAAGUUUAGUUUUCUUUAGUGAAGGCGACUUGCCGGCAGUCGAGUUUGAGCCUCCAUACACAGCGCCUCUUGCGCCAUUGCUCACGCCAAAAGAUUGGAAAAGAAAACAGCGUAACAGUGGCGAGCAAAAGCGUUCACGUCGGUCGAAAGCAAGUGUAAAAAGUAAGCGUCGAUCGCCGAGCGUAGCUCUAAAAGAGAGAUUUAAAAGCUACGACAGUCUAUGUGAGAUGUUUAUACAGCAGGAGAGGUAUGCCAGUGCUAACGGCGAUGCAGGCAACCAAUUGGGAAUCAACGCUCAUGAUGAUGACAAAGCGUACGAAUGUCAUAAACUUGACUACUACAAUGGUAACAGCGACGAUUGUGGGGCCGGCGAAUACGUCGAAUUUGAUGACAAACUGCUGCGCGGGAACUCAAGGAGAUUAUGCAGGCCAGCUGAUAAAAGAAAACUUCAACACACAACGAGUCUGACACUCGAUGCAGAGGCAUCGCGACAUCAACGCAACAAUUCAGCCAAAAAUAGCUCAAAGUACUCAACACCCUUAGCGCCAAUGACUGAUAAUAAUAUUUUAGAGUGUAAUUUUGUAAAUGAAGAAGACUGCUGCCCACCAAUCAAAUACAAUGAAACACUUUUCUUUGCGGAUGGUGUACGUUUGAUUGAUUUUGUGCUUGCCUACAAGGUGGAUCCGGAUGCUGCACAGGAGGCGCUUAACGCACAUAAGCGUUUUAAAUUUGAAGCCAAUCUAUUGGAGCAUGGCCUGCAAAUGGAGUUGGACUAUAAGGAGCAGCAGCAGAUACAUUUUGUGAAGAUACAUGCACCAUUGGAUGUGUUGCGUUGCUAUGCAGAAAUUUUAAAGCUACGUAUGCCUAUGAAGGAGAUACCAGGCAUGUCUGCAGUGAAUCGCUCGACCAGAAGCAUGUUUUCUAGUCUCAAAAGUGUUGUACAAUUUUUCCUGCGUCACAUAUUUGUGGAUGAAGGUAUAUUUCCGCGUCGCGCCCAUCGUUUCACAGCCAUCUAUAGUCGUGAUAAGGAAUAUUUAUUCGACAUCCAUCAUCGUUGCUUCUUCACCAAUGCAGUGCGUUCACGUAUAGUUCAGUUCAUAUUGGAUCGCCAAUAUUUCGAGGAGCGCAGCAAGGAUCCGCGUGCAUUUGGCAUUGAUCGUUUAGUGGAAUCAAAUAUUUAUUGCGCAGCUUAUCCGUUGCACGAUGGCGAAAUCACAGAGAAGGGUACUAUGCGUGAGGCACUGUACACUCACUGGGCCUCCGUCAACAAAUGGUAUCGCUAUCAACCGCUCGACUAUGUCAAAGAGUACUUUGGCGUAAAAAUUGGUUUGUACUUUGCUUGGUUGGGCUACUACACUUACAUGCUGCUGCUUGCCUCGCUGAUUGGUGUCAUCUGCUUUGUAUACUCAUUGAUAACUUUAAAAGAUUAUGUGCCAGUCCAAGAUGUAUGUGCCAACGAACGUACUAAAAAUCUUACCAUGUGCCCUCUAUGUGAUUGGUGCAAUUUUUGGUACCUCAAGGAGACAUGUUUUUAUGCCAAAAUUACCUACCUCUUUGAUAAUCCUAGUACUGUGUUCUUUGCCGUCUUUAUGUCCUUUUGGGCUACACUCUUUUUAGAGUUAUGGAAACGUUAUUCUGCUGAGAUAACGCAUCGCUGGGAUUUAACUGGCUUCGAUGUACACGAAGAGCAUCCACGUCCCGAGUACUUGACACGUUUGGAACAGUUAAAAAAUACGCGCACGCGCGUCGACUAUGUAACGAAUAUUAAAGAACCCACAGUGCCAUUUUGGCGCAUGAAAUUUCCUGCCACCAUUUUUAGUGUUUCGGUUGUAUUUUUAUUGAUAUUUUUGGCUUUUGUGGCGCUUGUAGCGGUAGUUGUAUACCGCAUGUCUAUGCUGGCGACGCUUAAACUGGGUUCUAGUACAAUGACUACAUCGAGCGCAAUUAUGUUGGCUACAGCGUCAGCGGCUUUCGUCAACUUGUGUCUGCUCUAUGUGUUGAACUACAUGUAUACACAACUCGCUGAGUACCUGACUGAAUUGGAAAUGUGGCGCACGCAAACCCAGUUCGAUGACUCACUGACGCUAAAGAUUUAUUUGUUACAGUUUGUCAACUAUUAUGCUUCCAUAUUUUAUAUAGCGUUUUUCAAGGGAAAAUUUGUGGGACAUCCAGGGCAAUAUAACAAGAUAUUUGACUAUCGACAGGAAGAGUGCUCUUCCGGCGGCUGUUUGACUGAACUUUGCAUUCAGCUGGCAAUCAUUAUGAUUGGCAAACAAACCUUUAACUCCAUACUGGAAGUGAUAAUGCCAAAGAUAUGGCGCAAAAUUAUGGCCAUACAAGUGGGUCUCUCACGUCUCUUUAGCAGCACGACUCAUGAUGUGAAUAAGGAAAAAGUGGAGCGCUAUUUGCGUGAUUUGAAAUUACUGGACUGGGGUCCGCGCAGCUUGUUUCCGGAGUACUUAGAAAUGGUGCUACAGUAUGGCUUUGUUACAUUGUUCGUAGCCGCCUUCCCAUUGGCACCGUUUUUUGCUUUACUCAAUAACAUUUUCGAAAUGCCUUGCUCCAUACCAAGGUUUUUCCUCUUAAGAUCUCGCGCACCCAGGGUGUUGAAAAAUACAGCUGAGAGAACAAAAGAUAAUGGAAAUAGUAAUGUUAACGAUGAUAAUAUUGGUAAUCGGAGUGGUUAUGGUAAUGGUAAUGCUAAUGGUAAUAGUAGUGGUAAUGGUAAUGAUAAUGCUAAUGGUGAUGACAAUGGUAAUGGUCAUGAUAAUACUUAUGGUCACGGUAAUGGUAAUAAUAAUGACAAUGGAUUAUCAUUAGAUAGUGCUAAUUGUAAUGAUAAUUUUAGACCUGUAGCAUCGAUGAAAACUGCGGCAACGCAAAACGAACAACAAGAAAAUGGCACAAUGUUCGAGGAUGGAGGUAGAAUAUUCGAGAGCAAGAAACGUCAAGUGGAAAAAAACUACGAACAGCGAGAGAAUGAGCGAUAG
Messenger RNA from Rhagoletis pomonella (apple maggot), 3500 nucleotides. RefSeq names its product anoctamin-5-like. The coding region runs from base 234 to 3500 and encodes 1088 amino acids. Gene Ontology annotation, molecular function: protein dimerization activity; chloride channel activity. Gene Ontology annotation, cellular component: plasma membrane. The transcript is spliced from 14 exons. The record is from RefSeq and is a predicted model, not a curated record. Lineage: Eukaryota; Metazoa; Arthropoda; Insecta; Diptera; Tephritidae. Gene Ontology annotation, biological process: chloride transmembrane transport.